AUGAAGAUUUCCUUUGUCGCCCUUACUGUCGUAAUCUCUGGCUCUGCUAUGGGUGUCCCGUUCUUUAACGGAACUCGCAUCGCAUCCAACUCUUCUGUUGUGUCGACUCCUCACUGUAUCUCCGCCGUCUUCCGUAAAUCCUUCUGGAUCCACGCCUUUCACGUCGGCCCCUAUCAUAUCACCAGCGGCAGUGGUGUGAAGCGUGGAGAGGCCAUCUCCAUCCCGACAGAACUUGCAUCCCUGGCUUCUGAUGCUCAGUCGGCCGCUGCAGCCCUCGCUCCUGUCGGUGGUAGCGCCCAAAAGAGUGGCGAGUUGCGUUCGAUCCCUACCGAUCUCCCCUCGCUACUUUCUGAUGCUCAGGCGGCCGCGGCCGCACUGGCCUCCGCCAGAGUCCAGAAGCGUGGCGAGUCUCCGUCACCUUCAGUGAAUCUUUCAUCUCUUCUGGCUGAUGUCCAAUCCAUUGGCAGCGCUAUCGCCUCCGCGGGUGUCCAGAAACGCGCCGCCGAGACCUUUCCUCUCUUGACCUCCAUUGGCACUCCCACGCCUACUGCCCCCUUGGAAUCG
Messenger RNA from Penicillium coprophilum, 564 nucleotides. RefSeq lists its product as uncharacterized. The transcript has 2 exons. The record is from RefSeq and is a predicted model, not a curated record. The annotation marks the transcript as partial. NCBI's taxonomy places the organism in Eukaryota, Fungi, Ascomycota, Eurotiomycetes, Eurotiales, Aspergillaceae.